AUGGAUCGAUUUUUAUUAAACAAUCGUAAACGUACGAGUACAUGUGAAGACGAAGAAAUUUUACCAUCAACCAAUCGCGGUGAACCAGUAAAAAAGCGAAAAUGUCGUCAGUAUGAUGAUAGUUAUUUGGAUUUUGGUUUUACGUCAACAGAAAUUAACGGUGAAGAGAGACCACUAUGUGUAGUAUGUAUGAAAGUUUUGGCAUCAGAAUGCAUGUUGCUGAGUAAAUUGAAGCGCCAUUUAGAAGCAAACCACAAGUAUAUGAUUGACAAACCUCGAGAUUAUUUUAUUAGAAAGUUAAAAGAACUAAAACAGGAAAAAAGUACGUUUUUCAAGAAUGCAUCAAUACCAACCAAUGCUUUGAUUGCAUCUUAUAAGGUGUCCUAUAGAAUUGCGAAAUGUAAAAAGCCCCAUACCAUUGCAGAACAACUUAUCUUACCGGCUGCUAUAGAUAUGGUAAAUAUUAUGGUUGGUGAAUCUGCUGGGAAAUUACUCUCAAAAGUGUCUUUGUCCAAUAAUACGGUUAGCCGCAGAAUUCACCAUAUGGCGGAGAACCUCAAUCAUCAAUUGAUAGAAAAAAUCAAAGAAAGGGAAUUUGGGUUGCAGCUGGACGAGGCUACGGAUAUUAAUAAGGAUGCUCAUUUGAUAUGCUAUGUUAGGUUUAUAAAUGAUGAUGUCAUGGUAGAAGACCUACUUUUUUGUAAAAAUAUUACAGCAAGAGCCAAAGCUCAAGACUUAUUUGAUAUUCUUAAUAAUUUUAUGUCAGAAAAUAUGUUGGAUUGGACUAAAUGCGUCGGUGUUUGUACUGACGGCGCUCGUUCAAUGUCUGGCAAUUAUGGAGGAAUACAAUCACUUAUUAGAAGCAAAGCCCCUGAUGCGCUGUGGACCCAUUAUCCAUAG
Molecule: messenger RNA, 900 nt
Organism: Sipha flava (yellow sugarcane aphid)
Lineage: Eukaryota; Metazoa; Arthropoda; Insecta; Hemiptera; Aphididae
Product: SCAN domain-containing protein 3-like
Exons: 1
Coding region: 1-900 (299 amino acids)
Source: RefSeq, a predicted model, not a curated record